This is a messenger RNA of Lizanozyma spartinae, 483 nucleotides long. RefSeq names its product H(+)-transporting V0 sector ATPase subunit c (gene CUP5). The transcript is spliced from 2 exons. NCBI's taxonomy places the organism in Eukaryota, Fungi, Ascomycota, Pichiomycetes, Serinales, Debaryomycetaceae. Gene Ontology annotation, cellular component: proton-transporting V-type ATPase, V0 domain. Gene Ontology annotation, molecular function: proton-transporting ATPase activity, rotational mechanism. The record is from RefSeq and is a predicted model, not a curated record. Gene Ontology annotation, biological process: proton transmembrane transport. The coding region runs from base 1 to 483 and encodes 160 amino acids.
AUGUCUGACUUGUGUCCUGUUUACGCUCCAUUCUUUGGUUCAAUUGGUUGUGCUGCUGCCAUCAUCUUCACCUGUUUUGGUGCUGCUUAUGGUACUGCUAAAUCCGGUAUUGGUAUCUGUGCCACCUGUGUGUUGAGACCAGAUUUGUUGGUUAAGUCCAUUGUCCCAGUUGUUAUGGCUGGUAUUAUUGCUAUUUAUGGGUUGGUUGUUUCUGUGUUGGUGUCUGAUUCUUUGAAACAACAACAAGCUUUAUAUACUGGUUUCAUCCAAUUGGGUGCUGGUUUAUCUGUGGGUUUGUCUGGUUUGGCUGCUGGAUUUGCCAUUGGUAUAGUUGGUGAUGCUGGUGUUAGAGGUACUGCUCAACAACCAAGAUUAUUUGUUGGUAUGAUUUUGAUUUUGAUUUUCGCCGAAGUGUUGGGUUUGUACGGUUUGAUUGUUGCUUUGUUAUUGAACUCCAAGGCUACUCAAGAUGUUUCUUGUUAG